AUGAUGAGCAGCGGCGGCGGCGCAGGGCCCUGGCGGGGCAUGGGUCCGGGAGUGGGUGGAGGCGGGGACGGACGGCACGACGACGAGGCUGCGCUCACCGAGUUCCUCUCAUCCCUCAUGGACUACACCCCACGCGGUUUAGCCCUGAUGCUUGGUUCGGUGGUGCGGAAGAUUCCCGACGAGCUGGUGGAGCACUACCUCGGCCGCAGCGGGUUCCACUGCCCCGACCUUCGCCUAACGAGACUGGUUGCUGUAGCCACCCAGAAGUUCCUAUCAGACAUUGCUAGCGAUUCUCUUCAGCACUGCAAGGCCAGGGUAGCAGCACCUAUCAAAGACAAUAAGAGCAAACAGCCUAAGGAUAAACGUCUUGUAUUAACCAUGGAUGAUCUUUCUAAAGCUUUGCGUGAGCAUGGUGUGAACUUGAAACACCCGGAGUACUUCGCAGACAGCCCUUCAGCAGGAAUGGCUCCUUCGACAAGAGAGGAGUAG
This is a messenger RNA of Miscanthus lutarioriparius, 489 nucleotides long. NCBI's taxonomy places the organism in Eukaryota, Viridiplantae, Streptophyta, Magnoliopsida, Poales, Poaceae. The record is from the annotation of a GenBank genome assembly.